Molecule: messenger RNA, 186 nt
Organism: Amorphotheca resinae ATCC 22711
Lineage: Eukaryota; Fungi; Ascomycota; Leotiomycetes; Helotiales; Amorphothecaceae
Exons: 4
Coding region: 1-186 (61 amino acids)
Biological process (GO): mitochondrial electron transport, cytochrome c to oxygen
Source: RefSeq, a predicted model, not a curated record
AUGGCAAUUGCACCAAUUACCGGAAUGCUCCGAAAGGGCCUCAUCCUUGACCUCAGCGUCGCUUUCGGAUUCGGAUCAGCAGCUGGAUACGCCUGGUGGUACGGCUACCACGUUCCCGCCGUCCGCCACCGCGACCAGUACUACGCGAAGUUGGAGGAACAGAGAGCGGCAAAUGCAGCGGCAUAG